GAAAUUUCACCCUCAAAGAGGCGCUGAGGACAGAGGAAGAGUUUCAGCAGUGUUGGACGCUCUGAAAGCUAAAGAUUAGGGAUGAAGCUGACCGUAAAUGCCGUCUUGUGUUGGUCACUUUUUUUCCUUUACUUUAAUGAUUCCCUGGCAACGAAAAAAGGAGGAUUGGGGAAAAUAACCAAUCUUUUUAAAAAACCUUCUAAAAACAAACCCAAUCUGAACAGUAAGACUAAAGACUCGGCUAAAAAACAAUCCACACAGUUCAACCAAGGAGGUUACCCACAGCAACCUGGAGGUUACCCACAGCAACCAGGAGGAGGUUAUCCCCAGUACCCUGGUAGAGCAGGAGGUUACCCUCAGCAACCAGGAGGUUACCCACAGCAACCGGGAGGUUACCCACAGCAACCGGGAGGAGGUUAUCCCCAGUACCCUGGUAGACCAGGAGGUUACCCUCAGCAACCAGGAGGUUACCCACAGCAACCGGGAGGAGGUUAUCCCCAGUACCCUGGUAGACCAGGAGGUUACCCUCAGCAACCAGGAGGUUACCCACAGCAACCGGGAGGAGGUUAUCCCCAGUACCCUAGUAGACCAGGAGGUUACCCCAACCAACCAGGCUACCCUCAGUACCCAGGGAACUCAGCAGGAGGCUAUCCAGCUCCAGGUUACCCUUAUGGAGGUCAUUACAUCCACUCUAACCCAAACAAUAGAAUCCUGAGUCCUCACUAUGGCGGGAGCUUUGGAUACGGGGCCCACCAAGGUGGAGGGGGCUCUCCUUUUUCUAACUCGCUUCAAUCAAUGGGAAUCGGUCCAUCUGAUAAAUCCAGAGGAUUUGGGCGCAGUGCAGUGAUGGCGGCAGCUGGGGGCGCCGUGGCGGGAAUGGCCCUUGGAUAUGGGUUGGGACAGUUCCCUCGUCCCCAUUUCCAUUUCCACAGCCCCCAGGAGGAAUACUAUUACAACCACUACAUGUACAGGAAAUAUGGCAUGAAGUCUGCAGAGGCCAACGACUACAGUAAAAGAUACAGGGACAGUCCACCUCCACCUGACACUUUUGACAAGUUCAUGAGCUCCUGCAUGAAGAGAACAGACCUUCUGCAUCAGGAAAAUCCAAAGUCCUACCACAAGGGGGUAGCAACUGCAACUAAAACGACCACGGUGGCUGUAAACACGCCUACCUCCGUCCCCACACCAAUAACUGGCAACAACAGCAACCCAACAGUUAACAGCACUGUGGCUGCAAAGCCCUCAUCUGCUUCACCUACAGUCCUCCCCACUGCCAACAGGUCAAAGGUCAGUCCUGCCCCUGAAGCUCCACAGGUUCUUCAGAGUGACGACGAUGAUGAGGAUGAUACAGUUAGCAUUGUGGAGAUUGGUUACCCAGCACUGAUCAAACAAAUGAAGAUCAAAAGGUGCACAGAGCUUUAUAUAGUCUACACUGAAAAGUACCAGAAGAAAACCCAGAACCGUGCAGCUGGAAACGGAGCGCAGAGACUGCAGACGGGUUCUUCUGGACUCCUGUUUCUAUUCACCAGUGUGGUAUUGUCACUCCUGCAUGGCAGUUUAUCAGCACUGCUGCAGUAGUGUUUGUUUCCUGCAACAGAGAUUCAGGAAGUCAAUUUGUCCCCCAAAAUCUAAUUUCCACCGGUGGAUGGACUUCUACAUCAUCUGGCACUUUACAGCUCUAAAUGAACAAGAAUUCAGGAUACGUUAGUACGGCUGAAUUUGUGAAAGCAAUAUAUAAAUUUGAAAUAUGUAUGUUUGAUUAGCUUAAAAACCACAAAAAAUUAAGACUGCCUCCAACAAACUUUCCAAUGAAUGCAACUUAUAAACAUCAACAAAAGAAAACCAAACAGCUUCUGGAUUUUGUGUUAAAGGAUCUAAAUCUUUUUCCUGUGAAAAUAAUUAGAGGUUUACCCAAAAAAACUUACGAGAUGGUUUGAAAUGUUGAAUUUUUACAUAUGGAAACAAGAAAGGGAGAUUAGUUUGCCUUAUUUUGUUGUUCAAAUAAAGGGCUUUUUUUGAACAUUUAACUUUUGUUGUAAAAUAUGAGGCUUUAUGAAUAACUAUAAGUAAAUUGGGUUUGACAAAAGGUGAAAUCAACUUUUAGAGAAACUACAGUUCUUCUAAGUACCAAAGGCUCUAAGUUCUGGUGUUUUGAGCAUCAUCUGUGUGAAAAUCUUUAAUAGUAUUAAUAGUGAUCAAAAGCAAGUCAAAAGUGGUCAUUCUGCUGAUAAUUGUACGGACUGGACUGUUCAUGUCCAAAUUCAUGUCCCAUUAGAUCACAUCUGUCAAAAUGUGGCCCUCCAUGUUAUUUUAUGCGGCCCACGAGAGCAUAAAUGUUUUUCAUUUCUUAAAAUAAAAAAUAAAAAUUGGUGUGUAUUUAUUCAUAUCUGGGGGGAAUUGGACUUGAAAUAUCGGAUUGGCCAACUAUACAUUAGGACUUAAACACUGUCCAUAAAACCUGACCUGACAGAAUCAAAUUUAUAAGGAUUCAUGGUAGAGUACCAAGCAAACAUGUGUUUUCUAUGCAACUGUAAUUGUCACUUUAAAAAGUUAUAAUAAAUAAAUAAAUAAAUGAGUAAUUUAACAUUAAGGAGUAGUUACAUUUAUUUUUUUAUUACAUUUAGUUACAUGUAUUAGUUAUAUCUGGCCCUUUGAGGACAGACACUAUGCUGAUGUGGCCCUCUGUGAAAAUAAGUUUGACGCCCCUGAUUUAGAUAAAAGGAAAUUUAAAAGGCCACUAGGUUGCGCCCAAACCACUACAUGUUGUGGAGGUUGCACCAACUGAAAACACAAAUGUGUGUAUACAAAAUAAACAAUGGUUGUAAAAUAGCUUUGUGAAAACAAGCUGAAAGUAGAUAAUUGCUGUACUUUUCAAGGAAGCAAACACUCAAACAAAGAAGGGAGGCAAAAAAAACAAAAAAGUCCUUUUUGCUGAUGGUGUUUGUUUUGCAUCCACAAAAAAUAUUGUUGUGUCCAAAACAAAAAUGUACCUGAUUCUGUUGGGUUUUAUUGUGUAGUUGCCCCAUAGGUGUACAGUUAAAACUAAUUGCUGUAUGUUUACUUCAUUUCCUUUGUUGUCGCAAUGUUUUCAAAAAGUUUGGACUGUAGGCCGUUAUUGUCAUCAAUUAUUAACAUAUCACAAUGCAACUAAAACAAAAAUAAUAAUGUUAAAACCAUAGUUUAAAUACCAGAUGUGUUAUUUUGGUAAAACUGAAUGAAAGUAUUUUAUUAAUAAAGCUUUUUUUUGUCGCCUCAAA
Molecule: messenger RNA, 3257 nt
Organism: Oryzias latipes (Japanese medaka)
Lineage: Eukaryota; Metazoa; Chordata; Actinopteri; Beloniformes; Adrianichthyidae
Gene: prnpb
Product: prion protein b
Biological process (GO): protein homooligomerization
Cellular component (GO): membrane
Source: RefSeq, a predicted model, not a curated record